AAUCCCUGAAGGUCUAAGGCAGGGGACAAAGACGUUCAGAUGGCAGAAAACAGUCUUUCAGAUGGAAGCCCUGCAGAUUCUGUGGAAGCUGCUAAAAAUGCCAGUAAUACAGAAAAGCUCACAGACCAGGUGAUGCAGAACCCACAAGUGCUGGCAGCUUUGCAGGAACGUCUUGACAACGUCUCUCACACUCCUUCUAGCUACAUAGAAACUUUACCCAAAGCUGUCAAAAGGAGAAUUAAUGCUCUGAAGCAGCUGCAGGUGAGGUGUGCGCAUAUAGAAGCCAAGUUCUACGAGGAAGUUCACGACCUGGAGAGGAAGUAUGCAGCCUUGUACCAGCCUCUGUUUGACAAGAGAAGAGAAUUCAUCACUGGUGAUGUGGAGCCCACAGAUGCGGAGUCAGCGUGGCACAGUGAGAAUGAGGAAGAAGACAAGUUGGCUGGAGAUAUGAAGAAUAAAGUAGUUAUAGCUGAGAAAGAAGCAGCAACAGCAGAAGAGCUGAACCCCAAAGGCAUCCCUGAGUUCUGGUUCACCAUCUUCAGAAACGUAGAUAUGCUUAGCGAGCUGGUGCAGGAAUAUGAUGAACCGAUCUUGAAACAUCUGCAAGAUAUUAAAGUGAAGUUUUCAGACCCUGGACAGCCUAUGUCUUUUGUGCUAGAGUUUCACUUUGAACCCAACGACUACUUCACCAAUCCUGUCCUGACGAAAACAUACAAGAUGAAAUCAGAACCAGACAAGGCUGACCCGUUUUCUUUUGAAGGUCCUGAAAUUGUGGACUGUGAUGGGUGUACAAUUGACUGGAAGAAGGGAAAAAAUGUCACAGUCAAAACCAUCAAGAAAAAGCAGAAGCACAAGGGUCGGGGCACCGUGCGAACCAUCACCAAGCAAGUGCCCAAUGAGUCCUUCUUCAACUUCUUCAGCCCCCUGAAAGCCUCUGGAGAUGGAGAAUCUUUGGAUGAAGAUUCCGAGUUCACCUUAGCCUCUGACUUUGAAAUUGGGCACUUUUUCCGUGAGCGAAUCGUGCCACGGGCUGUCCUCUACUUCACUGGGGAGGCCAUAGAGGAUGAUGACAAUUUUGAAGAAGGAGAGGAGGGAGAAGAGGAGGAAUUGGAAGGUGACGAGGAGGCAGAAGAUGAGGAUGAUGCUGAUGUUAACCCCAAGAAAGAACCCAGCCAGCCAGCGGAGUGCAAGCAGCAGUGAGAAGCAGCGACCCUGAGGGGCUGCCUUGUGGACGGCUGUCAGGACCCCAGGCUGCAGGCAGGGGCCUCAGUCCCUGCCAAAGCAGAAUUUUGACAGUGCUGUGACAUCUAACCAUUUCCAAGUGCAUGAUUCCUCUCCCCCUUCCCUUCUUACUUUGCUUAACUUGUACAGUGGAGGCUGGGCUGCAGUUCAGGAUAGAAGAUUUAGUUGUAGCACCUGCUGCCUUGGUGCCUGAAAACCACGUAGGGGGCGCUGGGGUUGUGUCUGGCAUUGGCAGAGCCUGGUGAUUUUGUGCACACAGCCCUCCCCUACUGAAGAGGCCCCAUGGUUUCCAGCUACUGAUCUUCAUGGGAAGUUGCUCCAGCUGGGUGACCCUAGUCAUCUCCCAAGCACUGUAGAGG
This is a messenger RNA of Cricetulus griseus (Chinese hamster), 1601 nucleotides long. Lineage: Eukaryota; Metazoa; Chordata; Mammalia; Rodentia; Cricetidae. The record is from RefSeq and is a predicted model, not a curated record.